Messenger RNA from Fusarium odoratissimum NRRL 54006, 735 nucleotides. RefSeq lists its product as uncharacterized. NCBI's taxonomy places the organism in Eukaryota, Fungi, Ascomycota, Sordariomycetes, Hypocreales, Nectriaceae. The coding region runs from base 1 to 735 and encodes 244 amino acids. The transcript has a single exon. The record is from RefSeq and is a predicted model, not a curated record.
AUGGUUACGCACGCCAAAUUCCUCGGUGGCAACGUUGGCAACCCGGUUAAGAGAGAUACGGAUAGGCUCAAUGACAACCUGACGGCGGCGGAUCCAGCAGACAACGAUUUUGCCGCGCAUGUGGCGGAUCUAGACUUUAACAACGAACCCAAGGAAUUCUUGGACACAAAGUUUAUGGACUUCGCCGUCAAGCCUCGCGAGGAAUCACAUGUGGCAGCCCGCUCUGAGUCCAAGGACUUGUACUUGGCGCGCCGCCAGAUCCGCUGGGUCCUUCGGGGUUGCGUCCGGAGCAGAGAAGGCGACAAGGCCCCCAACGCCUUCGUCGAGGAAUGCACCUGCGAAGAGCAAAAUGGCGCGCAGGAGUACUACGUGGGUGACUUCACUAUCACCUGCAACGGGGAGAACGCCGCUACCGCGACCUGGGGGCGGGGCCCGCUGUUCAACGCGCUGGGCAGCCUCGUCUCCCACAUCCAGUCGCUGAACACAAACGGGUGGGGCAAUGUGGUGACGGUGAACUCCAACAGUCUCGGGACUGUCUUGUUCACUCCAGUUGGCGGUGGCUGGCGGUCGCGUCCUUCAACUGCUGAGGCUCGGUGCUGCCAGGAGGCGAUACAUCAUGUUAUUAAUGAGGGCUAUACAGGGCCCGUCUUUCCCGGACAAUGCAAUUGUGAUGGAGGCUUCACCAACGAUGACUGGCAAAUGCUGGUCAGCAAUCCGAUUGGUAUCCCGAGCUAA